AUGCCUACAGCCACACAGGGCGUCCCUGAAAGUCCUCCAGAUCUCUCCAAGAAGAUUCCUCCCCUCAAAUCCCUACUCCCUGCGAAUCGGAAAUCCAGCGUCCCUGAACGACCCCGCAGCCCUCCUCCGCAAACUCCGCUACUCCCAGAGCCUCCUGCGACGCAGCAAGGAUGGCAAUACAUAAAGCCCAGUAGACGUAUUCUCUCACCCCACGACCAUGCCGUCUUCCUAGCUUCUUCCACAUACGAUCUCAUCACUUCUUUCAUCUUCACACUUUCGGACAGCGUGAGAGACAAACCCAUAUCUUCUGCCAAGGAUGAAACACUCGACCCGAUAAUUCACGCAGUACUACAAGUCCUCGACGAGGCCGAGGCACUCAUACAAAAAUGUCCACCAGAAGACAAUGAAGGCUCACGCUUUGGAAACAAGAGCUUCCAUCGAUACGUCGACGAGGUCGAGCUGGCACAGCAGGAAUGGCACGCGAAGCUAGGCAUUACAGAUCCUGCCACCGUCGAUGAGAUAUCAACAUACUUGAGCAAUUCCUUUGGCAACAGGACACGAAUCGACUACGGCUCCGGCCAUGAGCUGAAUUUUUUCACAUGGCUGCUCUGCCUCAACCGCCUCAACUACCUCCCACCAUCCACCUUCCCCGCCGUCAUCCUCCGCAUCCUUCCCCGCUACCUGCGCCUCAUGCGCAACGUCCAGACGACAUACUACCUUGAGCCCGCCGGCUCGCACGGCGUCUGGGGUCUCGACGACUACCAGUUCCUCCCAUUCCUCUUCGGCGCAUCACAGCUCUACCACCACCCCUACAUCCGCCCCAAGUCCAUCCACCAAGCCUUCACACUCGAGGAAUUCGGCAAGGAGUUCAUGUACCUCGACCAAGUACAAUUCGUCAACAGCGUCAAGAACGUCGAGGGUCUGCGCUGGCACAGCCCCAUGCUCGACGACAUCAGCGCAGCCAAAUCGUGGGAAAAGGUCGAGGGCGGCAUGCGCAAGAUGUUUGUGCGCGAGGUGCUGGGCAAGUUGCCCGUGAUGCAGCAUUUCCUGUUCGGAUCGCUGGUUCCGGCUGUGGAUGGCAUGAGCACGGAGGAGCAGAGCGGCGUGCCUCGCGAAGAGGAUGAGGCGGAAGGCGGCGAGAUUGUAGUCAUGAAGGAUGGCAUGAGACACGUCCACACGGCGAAUUCGUGGGGCGAUUGUUGCGGGAUCAAGGUUCCCAGUAGUGUAGGCGCGGCAGAGGAAAUGAAGAAGCGCAUGGGCAUUGAAGGGCUGCGUAGGAUCCCGUUUGAUUGA
Messenger RNA from Pseudovirgaria hyperparasitica, 1293 nucleotides. RefSeq names its product Phosphotyrosyl phosphatase activator. Gene Ontology annotation, biological process: mitotic spindle organization. Lineage: Eukaryota; Fungi; Ascomycota; Dothideomycetes; Acrospermales; Acrospermaceae. The transcript has a single exon. The record is from RefSeq and is a predicted model, not a curated record. The coding region runs from base 1 to 1293 and encodes 430 amino acids. Gene Ontology annotation, cellular component: nucleus; protein phosphatase type 2A complex; cytoplasm. Gene Ontology annotation, molecular function: protein tyrosine phosphatase activator activity; peptidyl-prolyl cis-trans isomerase activity.